GAAAAAUGUUCUACAACGUAAGAAACAGUCAUUAUCUUUUACCUUUUCGUUUUAUACACACGCACAUCACAAAUUUCCUUGCAUGCGAUCCACAUAUGCGUGACUAUUGUAUGAGUUUAUUUCACUUUAAUUGUUUUACAUGAUUUGCGAGUUCACAUAUAAGGGCGAACCACCCCCUGACAUUCUUACUGCCGUGUUUUACUGACGUGAAACUUUGUAUUACAGAAAUUCAAAAUUAUGAAAUGACAGCGUGAUACAAUCAAAGGAUUAUAAGUAUAUAAAAAUGACUCAAUCGCAUUACUCCCUGAGGUGGAAUAAUCAUCAGACCCACAUUUUGGCGGCUUUUGAUGCCCUACUGCAAGCGGAAACUCUGGUAGACGUGACGCUAGUUUGCGCGGAAACCUCCGUAAGGGCCCACAAGGUGGUCCUGAGCGCUUGCUCGCCUUUUUUCCAGAGGAUAUUCUCGGAGAACCCCUGUAAACACCCAGUGAUAGUCCUGAAGGACUUCAAUGGCUGGGAAGUGCAAGCGAUAGUCGAUUUCAUGUACAAGGGAGAGAUCAGCGUCAUACAAGAGCAACUGCAGAGCCUCAUCAAGGCGGCCGAGAGCCUGCAAGUGAGAGGUUUGGCGAAUCAAGAUCCCUUCGGCGUGGACAAAGAAUCCUCCAUCAUCAACCAAACGCCAACCCCCAGUGCUUCGCCAAACGACUACGACAGGAACUACUUUCAAAGCAGCAGGUUCACAUCUUCGGGGGUUACGGUUAGAACCUCCGGGGGGGAUAGAACCUCCCCGUUCUCGCCGGUACCGUCGAACAACAGCUACGAACCUCCGGUGAAGCUACCGCACAUGUCCAGGCUGUCCUUCCCCGAAACCAUACCUCCAGCAAGGGAAUGCCACUCGCCUCUGCCGCGCCGCAAGCAAGCCAGACCUAGACGCAGGUCGGGAGAAUUAUGCGGGGCCCAGGACUUAUCAGUAUCCCUCCAAAAAGAAGCGAACGUGGAAGAAACCGCCGAGAAUUUAUGCAUGAAGAAAACGCCCAAGGAAGACCAACAACCCCAGCAGAAAAUCAAGGAGGAAGUGAAAAGCAGAUCCCCCGAACCGGCUCAAUCCCCGGACAUGGACUUUGGACACCACAAGGAGUUCUCUAUGAGCCACCAGAGCUUGAUGAAGCAGGAGAUCGAGAGUCAUUCGCCGCUUCCGUUUCCGCCGAUGCCCAGCGUGUCAGCUCUUGCCAUGACCCCGCCUCAUAGCAAAUGUAAGCCGCGCGAGGACGACUUCCGGGCAAAAACUGACCAAGCCUCGUUUUUUCCAGUUUUCGGUCUCGACUCUCAUUUGGGCCUGUUCCCGCCAGGUUUGGACGGUUGCAGGAACCCCCUCUUCGACAUGACUGACCCCCGUACCACACCCGACCCCCAGAUGUACGCCAAAAAGAAAAUGGGAAGACCAAAAGGUCAGCAUUCUGCACCACGAGGGGGUCCACCAAGGUCGUGGACGAACGCCGAAUUGACGGAAGCUUUACAGCACGUGUGGAAUAAAAAAAUGACGACCAGCCAGGCUUCGAGAAUAUUCGGGAUACCUUACAACUCGCUGUUAAUGUACGUGAGGGGAAAGUACGGCAAAAGUUUGAAGUUGGAACAAUUAAGGAAAGACUGUAUAGGCGGGCCAAACCCUUCCAUGGACUUAUUAGGUAUGACAGGUGGUAAUAACAACAACAAUAACAAAAGUGAGAGGGAUGAGAUUCAACCCAACACGAGGCCCAGUAGUACGGAGCAUUCGGACCACAAUCAACCGCCGGUUUUCAACCCGUUCGCGCAUAAUUUUUACCCCGACUUUGGUACCGGCUUCCCUAUACCCGUGAGCAUGAUACACCUGCUGCCGCAAGGCGACAAGACGCGCGAGCACUUUUCGCAGCAGCCAAACCCCGAAGAUGACUGUAAAAAAGACAUCGAAGACGGCGAUGACAUGUUCAGGCCGCCGGCGCCCUCUUUCGACGACCGCCGCGAACUAGUUCAACAGAACGGGCAGGACUGAACAUAGAUGGCGCGCUAAACGCCGCUAGUACGUGCAAUGUAACAUAGAUGGCGUCCAGACAUGGGGGGAUUCGUAAGUAAUCAUAUAAUAGGAAAAUGUAUAUUACAAAGGCUAAAUAUGAUUGAAAAAAGUGAUUUUGUUGUUAUUAGACUAAGCUAACGUGCUUCCUGAUUUAUUAUUAUUAUUAUUAUUACUGCUCACCUUUUUCGACGGAAUUUGAUAAUUUUUAUGGAUUGGUGAGCGGGUUAAUCCGGUGUAAAUAAUUAAUUGGAAUUUUUCUGUCAAAUAAGACUGAUUUUUAUCAAUUUGCCAACUCAACUAUAAUAAUCCACAUGGGUUAAAACUACAUAUUAUAACAGUUUUAUUUUUUACUAUACCACUUAUAUACAGUUCCUCAUAUACAGAUUUUUACCAAAUAUUUUACUGAAUAUUCUAUAUACAAAGGUUUUUUGUUCAAUGACUACUCCUCUAAUACAAAUAAUAUUCUGAAAUCUAUCAUAUGUUGGUAUGUUUUAGAAAUAUUAUUUGCAUUACUUCACUUUGCUGCGAUAUUAGAGUUUUUACAUGAUAAUACAGUUUGUACAGUAUACAGUCUAUAGAAACAUACAUACAGUUUUCAACAAUAAAUAUAUUUUUGAUCAUGAGAUCUGCAAUUUUUAUAUAUCCCAUACACAAAUACAACCCUAUAGUACAGAUAAAUAAGUAAUAGGAUGGUCCUGAAUAGGGUCGUUUUUAAAUUUUUAUGCUCCCAGAGUCUUAAAUUGAUACAAAAAAACCCUAAAAAUGUUUUUAAAUUGCAACAUCCCACUUCUGAUACCUCAUUUUUUAUUCCAAUUUCUCGUUACAAAUAUCAAACCAAAGCAUUUUGUUACAAAAAAGUCGUACAAACGAUAUUGAAAAACAAAUAAUAACAAAAUAAUUCGAAUAAAAGUUAAAUAAACAAAAAAUCAUAAAAAAUACAAUUGUUCAACAAUUAUCAACACUUCAGUAGAAUAAGGCCAAGUUUUGUAGACGACAGAUUUGAAGUGACCCCAUAAGAAAAACUCUAUUUCUACAAAAUUACAUUUUUAGGUAUUUUUCUUUAUUAAUAUAAAAGCUGGAAGCAUAAAAACUCAAAACCGACCCUAACGAGUAAAGACAAUUUUUAUACAAUAGUUAUUAUUUGAUUUCACACCAUUUUGGCAAAUUUGAGAGAUGUUGAAAAAAAUAAAGCGGUCACCAUCAUUUACCGGACAAAAUAUAAGAAAAAGCCUUUAGGAUAAAAUUUUAAAUAAAUAAAUCAAUAUGUACAAAAAAAUAUGUUUGGUGUAUAAUCUAUAAUAAGAUUCUAAAUCAUACAGGUAAAAAAAUUAGUAGUUUCGGUGUAAUAAUACGAAUUUUACAUAAUAAGUGUAAAAUCGGUGUAAAAAAAAUAACUUUAGGCAAAAUAAAAACUAGGUAUACGGGCAUUGUACAAAAUUUUCUCUUUCUCAAAAAUUUUAAAAGAAUUUUGGCUGCAAGUAAAUCAACCGCUUACAUCUAACAAUCUAGUUAAAUGAUAAAAUAUAUUUUUACAAUUUUUUUAUUAGAAAUACUAUGAAUAAGACUUUUAUUUGCUCUUGGGUCUGGCAGACCCGCAACUGUUUUUUCGAAAUAAAACGUCGAAAUUUGACCUUAAAAGUCAUCUACAAGGUCAACAAUGUCAAUUUGGCGUUUGACCUUUUAAUUAUCACAUUUGACGUUUUGAAAUGCCAAAACAGUCUAAAUUUCGGCGUUUUUCCUUCAGGGUACUGUCAAAGUUCAAACAAACUUGCAGUUUCAAAAUUAUUAAUCAAUAAAUAAUAUUAAACUAAAACAAUACAAAGUUUUAAGACACAUCACUAGAAAUUAAUGGUAUUAUUUUUUUCGUAUAAAAAAAAUCACGCUGCUUGUUAGUCGGAAAAAAUUAUGUAAGCCAAAAAAACCGACGAAUUUCGAUUGUGCAUUACUUUUGUCCGUCGGUGUACGUGCAGUGCAAUACUUUGGUCCACCAAUGUACAUGGAAAAUCGAAAUUCGUUUGUUCGAUAAUUUAUUUUUAAAAUCUAGGCGGUAAUUUGCAAAGUAUUAUUAUUAUUAAAUAAAAUUACAAAUAGAAUUUUUAAAAUGUGAUAAAAAAUCGCCCCGUGUUGGGGCGAUUGAGUUUGUUAGGUUAUAAUAGUUGAAAGCUGUCAAAAAUCGAGAACGAUCGAUUUUUGACAGUUUUUUUUAGUUAGUGAGAUUUGUGUUACCACUUUUUAAAACUGUCUGUUUUUCUAUUCGUAUUUAUUAAUAUUAUUAUUAUAUUACACUUUUACUAUUUUUGUUUCUUAUUUAUUUAUUACAUGUAGGUACAAAUUCAAAAAACAUGGUUGUGCACUUGAUUUUUGCUUAAUUUUUAGUUUUCGCUUCUAGUUCCUUUGUUUUUUUUGUUUGAUUUUAUGAUAAAACAGUUUUUAGUGAAAAAAUACAAAGUUUGACAUUCGCGACCUUGACGCUCAUUUUCAAGGUCGACUUUGACGUUUCUGUGUGUUUUUUUGACUAUAAACUGACAUUACUUCGCGAUUUAAGCGUUUUUGACGUUUAUGCGCAUUCCUUGACAGAUAAAUAAAAUGGUGCUGGUAUUAAAUUAAGUUGUAAAUAUGUCCCACAAACGAACAGACAUUCCUAUAAAGUAUUAUUAAUUGUAUGAUUUUUUUAUAGUUCCUUAUUUAAUUUGUUUAGUUUUAUAACGAGAGCACUUUUAUAGUAAAGCACGGAAUAUUUUUUUCGAUAUAUUAUUUAUUUUUUUAUUAUCUUUAUUAUUUAAACACACAGGCACAAAAUAGACAAUAUUUAAAGUAUAUAUGUUGAUAUGCAGGGUAUUGUUUAAUUUAAUUAAAUUGAUUAUUAAUUAAUUAAAAAGUACCAAAUAAUACUCAUUAUUAUUUUUCUUUUGUAAAUUUAUUGUUAGUGUAAUGUGCAAUAUACGUUGUUUUUGGAAUUUUUAUUAUGAAUUGGGCAUUAAGAUUUGUAAAAAUUAAAGAAUUUUCGAAAUUCUUCAAAAAAUGGAACUAAACCCUGGCAUUUUGUGUAUAAAAAAUUGAUGUUGCAAUCUAUCUAUAUGGUGCAAUUUGUAAAAAAAAUCAAUAGUUUUAUUAAGAGUAAAAAGUAGCACCUCGUACCUUAUUUCAAUAAUUUCAAGUAAAUUUUUUAUUAAAAAUAAACAACAGGGUAAAUAAACAAUAUCCAAAUAUAUUUAUUUAAAAAUAAUAUAAAAAAAUGUAUACCAAAAAACGAAAUAAUACAGUAUACAAAACACACAAGAGUAUAGAUAGAGAAGCAAGAAAAUUUUAUAAAAAAAAAAUUAUAAAAUUUUCUUGCCAACGUACGAGGUGUAUGAAACAUUGUAAUAUAAAUAUGUAGGUACAUAUAAAAAUAGAUAUUUGAUAUAUAGUUAGGCUUAGUUUUUGAUGAUGUUGAAUAAAAUUAAAUAAAGCUUCGUGAAAAAAAUCAA
Messenger RNA from Brassicogethes aeneus, 5520 nucleotides. The record is from the annotation of a GenBank genome assembly. NCBI's taxonomy places the organism in Eukaryota, Metazoa, Arthropoda, Insecta, Coleoptera, Nitidulidae.